GAACGAAAAAUCUAUUUUCAGUCAGUAAAACGAAACUUCAUAAUUGUGUACUCUUCUAAGUAUUUUACUGUGAUGAAAGUAAUGUUUAGUGAAGUAUUAUUUUCGGCAUUCCGCGUUGUUUGGUGACCCCUCCUUGCUCAGCGGGAGUAUUUUCAGACGCUCCCUCCGUGGGUUCAACCGUCCCGUCAUACCUCGCGUGGCCAACGGCUCUCCACCGACUCGCUCAUUGAAUUACGGCUCUCAGCCUGUUCAGCUCGGGUUUACGGAAUAAUCUGCAUAGGUCCAGGCCACGCUAACCAAACCAAAAUCACCGUAACAACACCCGGGAGCUUCGGUGUCUUUCAGCGCGGUCGACGAGCUUGCUACCCCUGGGCUCGCUGACUGGAUUUGGUCGGGGAAGCAGGAGGGGAAGUACGGCGGAGCUGGUCCCGAGUGAUGAUGGAGCUGGAGUCGGCCAGUAACAGAGGCGACCCGGGAGCUGCCGGGGACUCGCUUCAGCCGCAGACACCGAGCAGGCACGAAAAGAGCCUGGGACUGCUCACCACCAAGUUUGUGACUUUACUGCAGGAGGCGAAGGACGGAGUUCUGGACCUGAAAGCUGCAGCAGACACCUUGGCAGUACGGCAGAAAAGACGCAUUUAUGAUAUCACUAAUGUCCUGGAAGGAAUCGGUCUGAUUGAGAAGAAGUCUAAGAACAGUAUCCAGUGGAAGGGUGUUGGUCCAGGCUGCAACACCAGGGAGAUAGCCGACAAGCUAAUCGAUCUGAAGACCGAGCUAGAUGACCUGGCUCUGCGGGAGCACGAGCUGGACCAGCAGAAAGUCUGGGUCCAACAGAGUAUCAAGAAUGUCACAGAUGACUCCGGUAACAGCCCUAUGGCGUAUGUAAAGCAUGAAGACCUCUGUGGGGCCUUUAAAGGUGACACACUCCUGGCUAUCCGUGCUCCGAUAGGUACACAACUAGAGGUACCAGUACCAGAAAUUGUUCUUAAUGGACAGAGGAAGUACCAGAUCCGCCUCAAGAGUACUUCAGGUCCCAUUGAGGUUUUAUUGGUCAACAAGGACCCCUCUAGUGCCUCUCCUGUGGUUUUGCCUGUCCCACCUCCAGAUGAUGUCCUUCACAUCCUGCCAGCACCAACACCAACCUCCCAGCUGCCCUCUGCUGCCUUAAAGGUCCCAAAAACCCCUUCAUCUGCAGCUACAAAACCAGCGUCUGCAGCAACAGAGGUGACCAGCAGCACACAGCUUCCCCCUACAACAGAAACACCUGCAGCGGUUCCUCAGCAGCUGCAGUCUUCUGCCUCUUUGGACGGAUCAGCACCUUCAGCCGUGUUUGAACCCAUUAAGUCAGACCCGUCUGAACUUUUGGACUUUCCCAAAGAACUUUCUGAAAUGUUUGAUCCAACUAAAGAGAUCAUGACCGGGGACCUGUUGGAGGACUUGAUGUCAUCUGAAGUGUUCUCGCCUCUCCUCCGCCUGUCACCUCCACCCAGCGACCAUGACUACAUCUAUAACCUGGAUGAAACAGAAGGCCUCUGUGACCUCUUUGAUGUGCCAGUUCUCAACCUCUGACCCAGC
Molecule: messenger RNA, 1575 nt
Organism: Girardinichthys multiradiatus
Lineage: Eukaryota; Metazoa; Chordata; Actinopteri; Cyprinodontiformes; Goodeidae
Gene: e2f4
Product: E2F transcription factor 4
Exons: 11
Coding region: 436-1569 (377 amino acids)
Biological process (GO): regulation of transcription by RNA polymerase II
Cellular component (GO): RNA polymerase II transcription regulator complex
Molecular function (GO): RNA polymerase II cis-regulatory region sequence-specific DNA binding; protein dimerization activity; DNA-binding transcription factor activity, RNA polymerase II-specific
Source: RefSeq, a predicted model, not a curated record